CUCACAGAAAAGAGGCCCUUUUUCUGAAGCAGGCCGGGACCCACGGACAACCUGGAACCAAUGGCACUCCUGCACCCCACCUCUGCUCCCCCGACCUCUCCCAGGGGCUCCACCAGGGGGAUAGGAGCAGGAGAACGGCAGGAUGCCCUGGAUCCUUCUGCUGGGACCUGAGGACAGCAGCUGCAGGCAGGCAGACAGGCAGGCAGGAGGCAAACCUGACAGUCACUCGAUUGUUUCUUUGGGGCAGAGAAAACAGAUCUCCAGCAUUGUUCCCUGCCAGCUGAAGAGAUGGGCAGCUCAGCCGGCCACACAGGAAGCAGGCCGAUUAGCCCAGAUGGGAUUCAGGCAGAGCCAGGAGGAACUCUUUCAGGGCCUAAGAUGGGCUUAAGCAGCCGCUCAGCUCAGCCUCAGGCACUCUGGGUGAAGCCAGCUUGAACCAGAGGAGCCUUUCCCGGCAGGGGAUCGGGUGGCCCCCUCGGUCACAUGUUAAGCUGGCCAUUUUCCUCGGGAGCUGGGAGUGACCCACUCGGGGGCGAAGUGUGUGGGACUCCUGGACCGGCCCCUGCAAAGAAAUUGGCCAGCUCUUCAGGACAGAAUUCCAGCUGAGACUCCCCAACGGGUUCCAGGGGGAAUCUUCAGAUUGUGAUGCCUUCAGGUGACACAUAAAGGCAUCACAAUUUCCUUUCUGAUGUCACAGAGCCCCGGCAGAGGCUGCACAAAUCCAGGGUGGCACAAGAGAGGCUGAGUUUUGCUGGCACUUGCUGCCUGUCUCUCUCGAGGCGCAGAAGAGGGUUUUUGAGAGCAAAGGGAGGCGCGAUCCGAAGGACUCAGGAUGAGGUUCAAGAGGAAAAAAGAUCUGAAGGAGCAAAUCCGUGAACUGCAGUCCAUCAUUCACAUCCAAGAACAAGGGAGGAAGCUCCGCACUCAGGGGAGCCAGGAGGCCCUGCGCAAGAACAGGGACCUGAUCAGCUUUCUGCGCACCACCCUGCGGGCAGAGAUGCAGGAGCUGAAUCUGGGGCUGAAGUAUGACCAGGUCACGAUCAGCAGGGCCUGCCUAGACAGGAAGCGGGUGAAAAUCGCUCUGGCCGAAUAUACUGUGGAGCAAGCCCGAGAGUCCCUGAGCCAGCGGGUCUUUGACCGGAUGAACACCCACAAUCUCCUCUUGUACGAAGUCAAGCGCCGGGGGAACCGCCUGGAGGAGCUCCAGGGGACGCUGCAGGUCCUCAUCGACUUGGAAAAGGCCAGCCCUGAGCUCCAGCUGCAGCUCCAGACCGUCCGUCAGCUGGAGAACAACAUUGAGAAGAUGCAGGUGAACAUUGUGACUGCAGACAAGGUCCACAUCCUGUAUGUGAAGAUGCUGGACGUGCUGAGAGCUGAACUUUCUCAGCUUCCUUUCGUCCUGGAGGACUUGGAGCGCCGGGUGGGCACCUACCAGAUGGAGCUGCAGGGGAUGGAUCUGAUGGCCAUGGAUAUGCUGGAAGCCAUGGAGGCUGCCAAGAUGGACAUGGCCAAUGCAGAAAACGAGUUAAUUGCAGAGAAGAAGUUCAGGGAGAACUCGCUCAGCAUCCAGAAGAAACAGAUAGAGCGGAUCCGUGUGAGGGACGCCAGUGAGAGGCACCGACGGAUGCAAGCCCGGCGAGACAUGGACUUCUCUGUCCUGAUGAUGCGCGAAGGAACAAAGGGGACAAAGCUAGAGACUUCCAAGGCCCAGAUUGAGUACCAGGGUCUGGUGAUCAGCGAGGUGGAGAAAAUCAAAAGUGCAGUGCAGUGCUCACAUCUCUGGGAUAUCGCUGGGCGCUUCAUGGCCCAGAAGAAAUCUGAGGAGAACCUUCAGCAGCAGAUCGCCAAAUCGGAGAAGAAGCGGCGAGGCCUCAAGUCCCAGCUGAAGGCUCUGGAGCUGCAGCGAGCCGAGCUGAAAUUCCACCAGUCCCCGGGCUUCCUCAGCUCAAAGACGCUAGAAGAGAAUCUGUGGAAGAACCUGGAGGAGGAGGAAGAACGGCUUUCGCUGGUCCGCGGCCAGGCCUCCAAAAACCAGGAACUUCUCCUCCACUUUGAGAAUGGGGUUGACAACCUGAUCCUGAGGCUGUGGGACAUCAGUGUGCCUGGCCAGGAGGGCUUCCCCAAGAUGGAGGAUAUCUUUGAGAAGCUGCAGUUUUGUGAAACGAAACUUCUGCAUUUGAGCCGAUUGAUGCUCGAUGUGCCCUUUGACAAAUUCAGCCCCAACGAGAGCGAUGAGUCGUUUGUCCACCUCCGGAAUUUCCUUGAGGAGAGUGCCAGGGACGAUCAGCAGAACCUGAGAAUCACUUUCGAUGAGGACGAAGAAGAUGUCCGAGAAGCCUUUAACUUUGCGGACAUCGACCACAGCUACGUGCCCAGUCGGGAAGAGAUCAAGAAGGAGGCCUUGAAGCUCAUCGAGGAAAAGACCAAGGUGAUGAAGAAAAAGCAAAGAGGGGCCAAAAAAUGAGACUUCCAAAGACUUGGCUACCCCCAUUUCUCAGAUGUGGGGAUUUGACUCUAUCUUGUUUUUUUAAAUCUCUAUUUAAAAUGAUAUUGGAGUUGCUUUAAACAUACAACACCCCCACUCCGCCCCCCCCCGAAUGUGCAAAAGAGGAAGUCUUCCCGUAUUUCACAAAUGGAGAAUAAAGAUGUCAACUUGCUCUGAA
Messenger RNA from Pantherophis guttatus, 2663 nucleotides. Lineage: Eukaryota; Metazoa; Chordata; Lepidosauria; Squamata; Colubridae. The record is from RefSeq and is a predicted model, not a curated record.